Molecule: messenger RNA, 1822 nt
Organism: Saccoglossus kowalevskii
Lineage: Eukaryota; Metazoa; Hemichordata; Enteropneusta; Harrimaniidae
Biological process (GO): protein phosphorylation
Cellular component (GO): nucleus
Molecular function (GO): ATP binding; protein kinase activity
Source: RefSeq, a predicted model, not a curated record
AUUCAAACCUCCCAAACAAAUAGUGUACUGUAACGUCUCUACAACGGUUCCGAAUUUUUUCUUACCAGACCGAACAAAACGGAUUUUUCGCUGUGACCCACUUUGCAUUUAUGUCAAAGACCCAUGUAGUUGUUGUCUCCAGUUUUAACGUUUGAUAAUAAAAUCAUGAAGAAAAUACAACUUCAAACUAUCAUCGAGGGAUUGUUAACUAAGUAUGAAUGUCCCAUUUAUCAGCUUCAACCAAAUGAUAUCUGGCUUGGUGAUCAACUUAGUAAUGGAGGACAGAGUAAAGUAUGUGAAGCAGUCGUGAAAGUUGGAGGUGAGGAAAUGCACGCAGUUAUCAAAAUAAUUAAGGAUGAUGAAGAAUUAGAAUAUGCAGUGCAAGAAAUAGAUCUUUUGUGCGAGUGCCAAGAGUUGCUUAAUUCUGUAGUUAAAAUAUUAGGAUUAACAAUUGUGCCAGAUGAAGAUGAAAAUGGGAAAAGGACUUACAGAUUAGGAAUUGUGUUAGAAAGAGGAGAUCAUGACCUUGCAACACAUUUGGAACGGUAUACAGGAUCUCAUUCUGUUGAAGUGGUGUUGGAAAUAUUUUAUUCUGUUGUUCAAAUGGUGCAAUCACUUCACUCGCAGGGCAUUGCACAUAGAGACUUAAAAUUGGAGAAUAUUUUAGUCAAGGGAGAACAACUGAAAAUCUUGGACCUUGGUUUAGCUACAAAAACAGAGAGAUAUUAUGAGGCAGAAAUGCACACAAUAUGCGGUACAAAAGGAUAUGAUGCACCAGAAAUUUGUUUGGGUGAAAUGGAUGGUGAGACUGUAUAUGAACCUAAAUCAGUUGAUUUCUUCAGUUUAGGAGUAAUGCUCUUUAGUAUGUUAUUGGAUAGAACCAAACAUAGCCUCAAAAAAUGUCAAAAAGCAAUCUCACAUGCAACUAAACGGUUGGAUAUCGAUAGGGUUAUUGACAAAUGUGUCCGUGACAAGCUUAUUUGUGGAGACCAUCCUGAGCUUAUAGAUCUAAUUAGAAAUCUGAUCGACCCAGACCCUUAUAGAAGAUUAACAAAUGCUAGAGUUCUUUUAAACAAAUUACAAAAAAUCAUGAGGAAUAUAACCACAGGUAAUAAUGCAGAAUCUGACUAUUUGACAGCUCCUGUGCCAAGUCGUCUAAGAACUGGGAAAGAAAAUGAGAUCAAUUGUCCUCAGGCUUUAAAAGCAUUUGCUGCGAACUACCGACCAAGCAGACCAAAAAGACUACAAGAAAGGAAUCGUUCCAGGUCACCAAAAAACAGUGGGAAAGGUUCCAAACAAUUCACGUUCUGUUCUGGUGAUUAUCUUGGUAAAAGACCAGAAAGAUGUACAAGAAAACAUAGUUGGGCAUAGAAUACUUAACAGACUUAUCCGUAUUUGUCUUUCAUAAAUGUGAUAUAUACAUUGUGUGUACAAGCAAGUAUCCAGUGCAUUUUGAACAACCUGAAGUCUCAAUAACUUUCUGCUGGUUCAUGUGAGGAACUGAUAUUUGCUAAUGACUGGUAAUCUAAAUGUUCUGAGUGCAGGUGAAGAAGAGAAAACCUUGGAUUUAAUUUUUAGUUGUGGCUUUGUGAGAAUAACCAAGAUGUUCGUAAAUCUUCAGUUUCCUAUCCUGAGCUCUUUAAAAGAUGAUCUUCAUUUAUUCACAAUAUAUUAAUCAAGGAACGUCUUCUGUGGUUCAUUACAGAUUUUAAUAUUUACAGUUGUCAAUUUAAGGAAUUGCUAACCAUCCAAAAAAAAGAAACUUUUUCAAAAUGAUGUAUAUUGUGAUUAUGAUAUAGUUUAUUUAUAUUGGUCGGGUUAA